This is a messenger RNA of Penicillium olsonii, 2472 nucleotides long. NCBI's taxonomy places the organism in Eukaryota, Fungi, Ascomycota, Eurotiomycetes, Eurotiales, Aspergillaceae. The record is from the annotation of a GenBank genome assembly.
AUGUCCGAAUACGACCGUCGAAACCAGGGUCGCGGUGACCGCGGUGGGCGCAAGCGCCGCUACAGAGACGACGAUGAUUUCGAUCGCCGCCCCCAGAGACGCAGAUAUGAGGAGCCAUUGUUCGCUGUCAUUCGUCGGCAGCUAUUGACAAUUGCUGAAUCGGCCGCUCGUAGAGUGGAGGAUGAUAUCCAGGGCAUUGCGAAAUCAGUGGCGGACAAUUAUGAUGACGAAGAAAUUCGCCGCGACUUUGUCAACAUCUCCCUUGACCUGGUUCAUGAACAACCUAUGAAAAUCCCCUUUAUCGCCGGUACCGUUCUCGUCGCGCAUAGUCUGAAACCUGAGCUUGGAUCGGAAAUCAUCACCAAGGCCGCUGGAGCUUUACAGAAAUACAUUGAUACCGGCGCGUGGCGCGAGGUGAAGCUCCUGGUUCGUUUCUUGGGCCUUCUUCAGCCACUCUAUGAGGGCGAGGGCAUUUUCCCGCUCUUGGAGGAGCUCUUUGCUCGCGCUGUGGACCUGCAAACUGCCUCAUCCGAGGAUCUUCUGGGCCUUGAGCUAGUGAAGGUUAUCCAAUUCACCCUUCCAUAUGUGAUGCUGUCUCCGGCCUCUGGGUUCGAGGCGCAGGCCAGUGGUCUCCUGGAGAAAACUGACAUCAUUGCGACUACACCCCACGCCCUCGUUGAUCUGGUCAACACGUUCAGCCCCGAGGAGAACCAGUCUGCAGCUGGUCAGAGCGUUAUCAGCCUGAUGCAGAGCCAGCUUCAAAGGGAAGCUAGCAAUGGAUGGGAGCUGAAGUGCCUCCCUCGUCCUUGGAAGGAUCUCCGCGACCCUGAGACGGACGAGUUCAAGUCAUUCGAUUCAGUGACCAAGGUGGCUUUCCCGGAGAUCACGGUACCUAGCCCCGUGCCAAAUGGCCCUCAUCCCCUCUUCCCGGAGGUCUACCUCUCGGUCUACGCUGACCAGGAAGUCGACACUGUUCCUUCAACUGACGACAUUUCCUCGUCUCUCAUUCGGGACGCAUUGGUUGAUACUAUUAAUUUGCUGGACUUCAACCGCGUUGCCACGGCUAAGUUCUUGAUUGAUAUCGAUUGCUACUUCACCCCCUACACAUUUGUGAAGCGCGCGACACCUUUCGACCGUAUGCGCGAGCUCGCGGGUGAAAUCCAGCCCUGGAAGCCGGAGGAUGUCGCUGUGGACGCAGUCUUCUCGCAGCUCUUCCAGCUGCCUGCUGCGGAGCACAAGCUCGUCUACUACCACUCUGUUCUCACUGAGUGCUGCAAGAUUGCCCCAGCAGCGAUUGCACCAAGUCUUGGCCGUGCGAUCCGCUUUUUGUAUAACAACCUAGACACCAUGGAUUUGGAGCUUAGCCAACGAUUCUUGGACUGGUUUGCCCAUCAUCUGAGCAACUUUGGCUUUACGUGGAAAUGGAGCGAGUGGACCGACGAUCUGGAUCUUCCCGCUAUCCACCCAAAGAUUGCGUUCAUCAACGGCGCUUUGGACAAGGAGAUUCGCUUGAGUUUUGCGCAGCGCAUCAAGGGAACUCUCCCCGAACCGUACCCCAAGUUGAUCACUUCGGGCAAGGAAAAGGAUACCCCUGAGUUCAAAUAUGCGUCUGACAUGGCACCAUACGCUAAAGAGGGACAAGAGAUUAUGCAACUUAUCCGGAAGAAGGCCACUGAUGAAGAGAUCCAGCCGGUGAUCACGGCCAUCGAGGACCAGGCCAAGAGUCAAGGUGUCGAAGACCCAAAGAUUCCCUCCACGGAUGCAUUCGUCACCUCGAUCUGCUUUGUUGGCUCCAAGUCUCUCUCUCACGUCCUCUCCUGCAUUGACCGCAGCAAAGACCGUCUCCUGACCAUCGGUGCCGAGUCCAAACAUGCCCGCACCCAGAUCAUCACCUCGGUUAUGGAAUACUGGGUCGACCAGCCCGGCAUCGCCAUCAACAUCAUCGACAAGCUGCUUAAUUACACCAUCCUCAGCCCCCUCUCCGUCCUCGAGUGGGCUUUUGUCGAGUCCGUCGCCGCUGGCACCAUCCUCUCCAAGCCCCACGUUUUUGAGAUGAUCUCCGCCACCGUCGGAAAGGUCACCAACCGCAUGCGCCAGAUCGUCGCUGCCCGCACCCAGCCUGGCCUCUACGAGCCCCAGCUGACAGCCAUUGACGAGACUCUCUCCCGUGAACGCGAAGACAUGCAAACCCUCUUCAAGUACAUUGAGGACUCUAUUGUCUCCAUCGCCGCGGGAAGCAAUGAUGAACAGAUGGAGCGUGGUGAUGGCUCGGGCGAUUUGCCUGAGGAUGUCAUCAUCCGUCAAUGGGGCCGCCGCUGGCUCCGCGUGUUCCGUCGAAAGGUCGCCGUCGAGGAGGCCUUUAUCUCUGAUGCCCUGGCCAAUGCUACUCCUCUGGGAACCGAAGCACCUGCUGGGGCCACUGAUGGUGACCUAGACAUUGCGGAUGCGGAUGUGGACGCCGGUGUGCAAUAG